UGCAAGCGUUGGACGAAGAAUGCCAAGAGUGACUUCAUGAAGUCAAACGUCGAUGAUCCAAGUGAUUCUGAUAAGGUACUAAAGUGUCGUUUGGGUGUGUUGGGUGCUGAGUGUUCUAGGUUGAUGGAUUUGGCCUGUAAGAAUUCAAGUGAUUUUGUCGAAGCAAUGAAUAGUAUUGUCGACACAAUUACAAAACUCCAAAAGCGAGGUGAAAAUCCAUGUAACGCUAACUUAGACGAUGACUGCGUUGGUGACCCAUUGGUGGUGAAGAGUAAGGGAGCUCCCAAGAAAAACUCAAAAUUCAAGCAACAGAGAAAGUGUUCAAACUGCGGUGUGAUAGGGCACUACAACAAAAGUUGUCCUAAUGCUCCUGGUAGAAUCCCAAAGGAGCCAGUAGACGAUGAUACAGAAACGAAUAUCAGCAGCAUCCUCCCUAAGCGCAAAAGACAUGACAGUGUGAAAAAUCAGCAUAAGAUGGAAAAAGAUAGGAACAUUGGUGGUGGAACAGCACCAACCUCAGCAGCUAAGUCGGCUUUUAUUGAUCAAGUGAAAACAUCAAGUCUUGGUCCCAAUAUCCCGGUUUGUGCGUCUACAAGUAACGAAGAGUCCGGGAUGGGUUCCAUACCAGUUGGGUCUUCUGUUGUGGCCCCUGAAACUGGAAUGGCAGCUUGAAGAUGAUUCAGAUUUUUGGAUGAUUGGUUAUUUCGUUCCAUUUACUAAUUACCUUUUAUUGAUGAUUGUAUAGUUUGCAUUCAUUGAUUGAAUUGACAUUUAUUGAACUA
Messenger RNA from Arachis ipaensis, 782 nucleotides. RefSeq names its product protein FAR1-RELATED SEQUENCE 9-like. Gene Ontology annotation, molecular function: nucleic acid binding; zinc ion binding. The record is from RefSeq and is a predicted model, not a curated record. Lineage: Eukaryota; Viridiplantae; Streptophyta; Magnoliopsida; Fabales; Fabaceae. Gene Ontology annotation, biological process: regulation of DNA-templated transcription.